Cotesia glomerata is the source of this 1330-nucleotide messenger RNA. RefSeq names its product THO complex subunit 3 (gene tex). Gene Ontology annotation, molecular function: protein binding. Gene Ontology annotation, biological process: mRNA export from nucleus. Gene Ontology annotation, cellular component: THO complex part of transcription export complex. Bases 338 to 1309 code for a protein of 323 amino acids. The transcript has 2 exons. The record is from RefSeq and is a predicted model, not a curated record. NCBI's taxonomy places the organism in Eukaryota, Metazoa, Arthropoda, Insecta, Hymenoptera, Braconidae.
AAGCUUCACAUUUUUGAAGUAUAACGUUUCUUAACAUGAACGUUCUUUAGACAUCACAUUUCUAGCAUAUACAUUUUAGGAUUAAGUAACGUUUAUGAAAACUAAUUUUCGGCAAGUGUCACAUUUCUUACAUGUGCUUAUCUCGACAUCAGACGUUUGGGAUAUUGCACCUUGCUAAAAACAUUACGUUUUGUAUAGUCUCUGUUAGGACUAAGUUGUGGCACCCCUAGAUUAAUGUUUUCGGAGGGUUAUAUUUGUAAACAUAAACCUAACCUUACAAAAAUCAAAACAAUAACAGUUAGUUAAUUAAAAAAGUAUUGAUUAAAAAUUAAUAACAAUGAGUAUCAACAAUAAUAACAAAGUCGAUGAAUUAAUUGGCUAUUUUAAAAGCCAUUGUAAAAUCAAGGAACACCAAAGUCACUCGGCGAAAGUCCACAGUGUUGGUUGGAGCUGCGAUGGAAAAUACCUAGCCUCAGGUUCAUUUGAUAAGUGUAUAUGUAUUUUUACACUUUCCCCUGACAGAUUGAAACAGGAAACAACUUUCCGAGGCCAUGGGGGCAGUGUUGAUCAAUUGUGUUGGCACGCUACCAAUCCGGAGCUUUUAUCUACAGCUUCUGGAGAUAAAACGGUUCGAAUUUGGGACACUCGAGUCCAAAAAUGUACUGCAACGAUCAAUACACGCGGCGAGAAUAUAAAUAUAUCUUGGUCACCCGAUGGUAACACUAUUGCCGUCGGCAAUAAGGAAGAUCUGGUUACUUUUAUUGAUACCAGGUGCAUAAAAAUUAGAGCCGAAGAGCAGUUUAAUUUUGAGGUGAAUGAGAUAUCUUGGAACAAAGAUUCAGAUACAUUUUAUUUGACCAAUGGACAAGGUUGCGUCCACAUCUUGAGCUACCCUGAAUUGGAGCUGCUUCAUGUCAUCAAAGCUCAUCCUGGAACUUGCAUCUGUAUUGAGUUUGACCCUACAGGUCGUUAUUUUGCUAUCGGAUCAGCAGAUGCUUUGGUGUCCCUCUGGGAUGCUGAUGAAUUAUGUUGUCUAAGGACUUUCUCCCGCCUGGACUGGCCUGUAAGGACCAUUUCUUUCUCUCAUGAUGGCCAACUUCUUGCUGCAGCAUCAGAGGACUUGGUGAUAGAUAUUGCUGAGGUGGAAACUGGGGAAAAGGUCUCCGAUAUUCCAGUAGAAGCAGCGACUUUCACAGUGGCUUGGCACCCGAAACAAUAUCUACUCGCAUAUGCGUGCGACGAUAAGGACAUUUAUGACCGAAAACGCGAUGCCGGAAGCUUGAAAGUCUAUGGCUUCCCAAAUGAAUAAUAAUAAUAAUAAUUGUUAUUA